Linderina pennispora is the source of this 1007-nucleotide messenger RNA. RefSeq lists its product as uncharacterized. Lineage: Eukaryota; Fungi; Kickxellomycota; Kickxellomycetes; Kickxellales; Kickxellaceae. Bases 20 to 922 code for a protein of 300 amino acids. The record is from RefSeq and is a predicted model, not a curated record. Gene Ontology annotation, molecular function: RNA methyltransferase activity; O-methyltransferase activity. Gene Ontology annotation, biological process: RNA methylation; siRNA processing; piRNA processing. Gene Ontology annotation, cellular component: nucleus; cytoplasm. The transcript is spliced from 2 exons.
CGCAAAAACGCAUCUUUCGAUGACGACUCCGGAGCCCUACUUCUUCCCCCCGCUUUGGGAGCAGCGGCGGCGGCACAUAGCCGACACGCUGUAUGCACACAAGGUGCAGUCGGUGCUGGAGCCAAGGGCCUCGCUGCUGAACGCCAAAGCCCAGCUUCUCCCGGGCUAUAUGGACAAGACAGAGCCACGCGUCGACCCACUCACCAUCACGCUGUAUCAUGGCGACGGCACCAUCCCCAUCUGUGGCCUGAGCGCCGACGCUGUCGUAUGCUCUGAGGUGAUUGAGCACGUGUAUCCGGACCAGGUAUCGGCGCUGACGCAGGCUGUGUUUGGCGGGUACCGGCCGCGCCUGGCAGUGUUUACGACGCCCAACGCCGAAUUUAACGUCAACUUCCCUAACCUGCACUAUGGCACUCCACAGGCCAUGUUCAGGGACGCUGACCACAAGUUCGAGUGGACGCGUGACGAGUUCCGGCAGUGGGCGCAGGACUGCGCUGACACAUACGGGUAUGAUGCUGGGUUUGUGGACGUGGGCAGGCAGAUGCGCAAUGCAGCUGCUGGGUUCGUUGCCUGCGGCGGGUGCACGCAGAUGGCUGUGUUUGUCAGGCGCACGGCUCCAGAGCAGCAGUAUCAGCACCAGGACAGCGGCGAGAGGUGUGGCCAGCCGCCGCAGCUGCUGGAGUCAAUAGAAUACCCGGUGUUCUCGGGGCGUCGCAUGGCAGCCAAGCAGCUGGAGGCACUGGUAGAAGAGACCGCCAGAACGGAGGCCAUGGACGGGGUGUUUACGCUGGAGCAGCUGUGGGGCAGGCCCAAGAUCCAGCAGCAGUUCAAGCGCCGCGCCGCCCUGCGUGUCUGGGUCAUUGGGAACCAGCUCUUUUCGCAAACCGACCACGACACAUUCUGCCUGGAACGGCGCCGCUGAGCAGUGUGGGCAUCCCAACAUGCACACGCUCAAGCCUGGUGGCAUGCAGCUGUGGUCAGUCCACUUGAUCACGUGUGGUUACGAC